Messenger RNA from Macrosteles quadrilineatus (aster leafhopper), 628 nucleotides. RefSeq lists its product as uncharacterized. The transcript has 3 exons. The coding region runs from base 122 to 583 and encodes 153 amino acids. The record is from RefSeq and is a predicted model, not a curated record. Lineage: Eukaryota; Metazoa; Arthropoda; Insecta; Hemiptera; Cicadellidae.
UUAUUAUCACAUAGUGUGCCUUUUAGAAGCAGGCCUACCUUAAUUGUUUAGUAGUUUUACUAUCUCUCUACCUAGUACCUAGUAGUAGAAGUCGCAAAUUUGGGUUGAAAUUUGCUUGAAAAUGCUUAUACUACUUGUUCUUUCCACGUUCGCACUAGCUGAUGCUUAUGUAAACAAGCUUAUGGGUGCUGAAUAUAAGGCGGACACAAAAGGGCACAACUUUGAGCCACACGCAUUGAUAACAUUGGCGGACAACGUUGAAUUGACCUGCGUCGAGGAGACAUGGACUCGAACUAGGUCCGGGGGUUUUGGUAAUGACUUUAUGGUUAGAUAUAUGGCAAAACUGACAUAUGCUACUGAAGUAAAUGGAGAGAAAAAAGACGUUUUCGUCGAAUGGUAUGAUGUUGAUGGCUGCGGAACAAAGGAGAAGGCAGAUGAGGCUAUAAUAGGAGUACACCAACGUGUUGCAGGAUCAUCUGAUACAAUCAUAGUGAAAUACCGUACAGUAAACGGCUUGGACUUUGUUAAGAACUCCCAGCUCUACACGCUCAGAGGAGACGCCUACACUCCAGCCAAUCAGUGAAGAAACUGGAUGCCCAAGGUCGCAAUAAACCUUUUUUGAUCGCAA